Messenger RNA from Carya illinoinensis, 767 nucleotides. Its product is annotated as dCTP pyrophosphatase 1-like. Gene Ontology annotation, biological process: nucleoside triphosphate catabolic process. The transcript has 2 exons. The record is from RefSeq and is a predicted model, not a curated record. The coding region runs from base 43 to 411 and encodes 122 amino acids. Gene Ontology annotation, molecular function: nucleoside triphosphate diphosphatase activity. Lineage: Eukaryota; Viridiplantae; Streptophyta; Magnoliopsida; Fagales; Juglandaceae.
AGGGCCUCAGCUAAGCAUAAGAUCAGAAACUAAAUAUACGAGAUGGAGAACUCUUAUGGGUAUCCAAGAAAAGCAAAGGAUAUUUCUCUUCAAGAACUUAGAGAUAGGCUUGCUGAGUUUGCUCAAGUAAGAGGAUGGGAUCAGUAUCACAGUCCUAGAAAUCUCCUUUUAGCACUAGUGGGAGAGGUGGGAGAGCUUUCUGAAAUAUUCCAAUGGAAGGGAGAAGUAGCAAGAGGAUUACCAAACUGGAGUUCUGAUGACAAGGAGCAUUUAGAAGAAGAGCUCUCGGAUGUUCUGCUGUAUCUUAUACAGCUUGCUGAUGUUUGUGGGCUUGAUCUUGGCCAAGCAGCACUGUCAAAAAUAGUCAAGAAUGCUAGAAAGUACCCAAUUGUUAACCAAACAGCAACUUAAUUAAUUACAUGCGCAGUACCUCCAGCCCCUAGCUUAUAAUUCCAUCCCUUGUGGUUUUUCUAUAUAUUUUCUGCAUGAUAUAUAUCAUGAAAACUCGUUUCCAGAGUGUUUUUCCCUCAUCUUUUAUGUAAGUUUUAGUACUUGCAAGAGAAAACGGUGCCUGCAUGCCGCCCAAGUACUACUAUUCAUGUUUUGUACUGUGUAUGAGAUCAUCUUUGAUCGAUCUCUUUGAAAGCUACUUCUUGUUCAACUCCUAAUUCUAGUACGUGUUGUAGUUUGAAGAUAUAUAUACCUUAAUUCGAUCAUGUUUAAUUUGGUUGUUCUUAUGUCUAAUAUAUAAACAUUAACCUCGUGUA